GAGAGAGAGAGAGAGAGCUGGCAGUCUGUUUGCCUUGCAUAACAUACGCUGUAGCUCUCACACGUAGGGCUAGUAAAACAGCGCAGACGAGGGGACUUCCUUUACCCUCAGCCCUCUGAGCAAUUGUCGAAGGAAGUGGAGGAAAGUGAAGGCGGGGGGAACAUUGGACAUGGAAGAAAACAUAAAUCAGAGGAUCGCGCGUGUGACCUGAUAGCAGAGCUAAACCUGGACAAAGGACAGCUUGCCAGUGGGUAGAGUGAGUUACACUCGUAAUGCAGAGAGAGAGAGUGAGUUAUUAAAUGCACCCCUAUAAAGAAAGGUACGGACCAAUAGCCAUCAGUGAGAAAUGAUUCCACAUGAAGCACAUGGAUCCUUUCAUGACAAGAGUCCUGACAAUGGACAAGACUAUAGUAAAAGGGGAGCAAAGUAAUAGAACAAUGAAUAUCUUAACAACUGAGUUCUACUUUGCACUUUAAAAUAUCUUGAUCAAGACAAGUGGGUUAAAAUUCGGGAAAAGCUCCAAGACCAUGAAGUCUAACCAGGAGCGUUGUAAUGAGUGCCUUCCGCCAAAAAAGCGGGAGAUUUUAGCUCUGGAAGAGAAGCAGGUGCUGGUGUCAGCUGCUGUUAGUGACAGCCAGAGUGGAGAGAAUUUGGCUUGGCUUGCCAGCGUUGCUACAAUGGCUAGCAUGGCCCACAUCCCCAACAAUGCAGGCCCAUCACAGAGCAACAGUGCUGAGCCUGACAGCCCCCCACCAUCAAAUAAGGCUCUCACUGUGGUGACGGAAUAUCCUCCAACUAAUACAUCUGCUGGCUUUUCAUUCUCUUCCAAUAGCUCCACAUACAGGGGAGUUUUCUCUGGGCCUACCGUGCUAACAUCCAAUCCUGCGGUUCUCGCCACAAGCCUUCCUCAAACUAUAGGCUCCGUCCAAUACACACAACUUCCCCCCAAUCUCCAGCUCAUAGGGCCCUAUACAAGUUAUAUCUCUUCACAGAUUGUGCCGUCCACGACUAGUCCAACACAGCCACGGAGGACACCACAAGAGGUCUUGGCCACAACAGCUGUAAUCUCCCAAGCAUCCAGCAUUGAUUCACAGAAUCAUCAUGUGAUUUCUUCUAUACCAAAUGUUUCCCACAGUCAAUGCAUCCAGGUAGAAAGUGCGCCUUUGGGUUUGACCGUUUCCUCCCCUUCUGCCCAACUGCCCAUUCAAAUCCAUCCACAUUCAGUCCUUGCCCCUCAUGCCCUGGCCCUUACCCCCUCUCAAGUGGUUCUACACUACACAGAUGGCUUCAUUGCAAAGCAACCGGACUCCUAUCACAGAGAGCUGCAGAAUGGUACACUAGGAGAGAUUGCAGUGGUCAAGCACAGUACUGCCAAAGUAAUUUCUAGCCAGUCAGAAGGCAACCAGAGCCACAAGCAAAACCACGACCUGGGCCUCCAGACCCAAGCUCAGGUUCUGCUCCCAGCAGACUACAGCACUCAUGACAGAACAGGACUGCAGACAUCGCUGAUGUUGAUAUCCAGUAGCCACCUAGCAGCAAACAACAACUCAGAGCUCCAAAGUAUCUUGGGUAAGGACCACUCAUCUUUGCACCUUAAUGAGAGAGGAGGGAUCUGCAUAGGCAAACCAAUGUCUAGAGUGUCUGCCCUUACUUCCUCAGACAGCCAAGUUUCUCCUGCCUCCACAAUCUCCCCGCACACGUUCCUGCAGGCUCCUCACAACACUCCUCAACAAGAGCUCUCCACCAGCCUUUACUCUGCAACACAGCUCCCAAUUAUUGGCUACAUCACCAGUGCUUCUGGUGGACCCCAGCAAGCAGUAACUGGUUAUCAGAGCAACCUGCCACAGCACAUGGUGAUCUCAGGCAACCCCUCCUUGCUCAUUCCGGUGAGUGCCACUAACAUCAAUCCAACUACUGCUGAGCCAGAGGUCACCCGCUGUUCUGUAAUCCCCAGUGUAGCCAAUGCGUCAACAGCUCUGCCUCAGACCUUUAUUAAUACAUCCCCACCUGCAGCUGCAGCUUCAGUCCUACCCAAUGGUAAAGACAUCACAGUCUCUGACGGAGGUCAUGCCUCCUGUGUUGUGCCAAGUCCAUCCCAAAUACAGCUGCCAGUUCUUUCAGCCAGUGUGGUGGGAUCUCCAGUUCCUGUAACACCUCCGACAUCCACAAGCCCUCACAGCUCACCAUCAUCACCAUCAGCGGGCCUACCACCAUUCUUCAUGAAGGGCUCUAUCAUUCAGUUGGCAGACGGUGAACUAAAGCGUGUGGAGGAUCUGCGGACAGAGGACUUUGUGCAAAGUGCGGAGGUGAGUGAAGAACUGAAGAUUGACUCCAGCACUGUAGAGCGCAUAGAGUGCAGCUGCACACCCAAUGCUGUCAUCAUACAGUUCUCAGUGGGAGAGAACAAAGCCCAGGUCUGUGUCGAGGUUCUGGUGGAAUACCCUUUCUUUGUGUUUGGUCAAGGUUGGUCAUCCUGCUGCCCUGACCGCACCACCCAGUUGCUAGCACUAUCCUGUGCUAAACUCUCUGUGGGUGAUGUUUGUAUUUCUCUCACCCUUAAAAGCCUAAAUUAUAGUAUUCAAAAGAAAGAUAAUUUUUCAGACUCUGUGAUGAAACAAAACAAUACUUUGAAACCAGCCAAAAACAAUGGGCCAAGUGAGGAAAGACCAACCCAAAUAGAGGAUCCUAAGAAAGGACACAAAAUGACAUCAGGAGUGGAAAAUAGUGCAAGAACACUGGUUGAGACUUCCAACCCAAGAAAUGUGUUGACCCUCUUGGAGGAUGGGGGCAUAAAUCCUCAGACACAGGUGAACCUCCAGAACCAGGCAGAGAAAACAUACACAUUUAGUGCUGAGAGAAUAGCUAGCCGCAAGAGGAGAUGGUCUGCACCAGAGAGGGGAAAAGUGUGGAGGUCGGAAGAGGACCCUCAGAUUUUACCAAAAUUUUCCUUUCUCCCACAUCACCUGAAGGUCAGCAUUGAGGGCCGCUCCAGCACAGGAUGCUGAGGAUGUUCAGAACUCCAUAGAGCAGUGGUGGGGAGUCAGUUUCUAACCAAGAUAUACAUUAAUUAGCCUUACUUAAUUUGAGAAAUCACAUAAGGGUGAUUAACUAAAUAAAGUUUAUUUUUGCUUGGUGUCCAAGAAAAUGCUUUUGCUUCAAUAACAAAGACUCAGAAUACUUUCCCCAUCACUGCCAUGUACUGUAAGAGGGACAAGGAAGAGCAGAUUUCUUUUUGGUACUUUGUUGCUUUCCUAUCAAAUUCAUGGUUACUGUAAUAUUAGAUCAUUUUACACAAAAAUGUCUGUGAUCAUUUGAGUCAUGUCAUAUGUAAUAUUAAUCCUUAGACUUUCUUUUAAAUCAGCUGGACAUGACAGUUUUGGGUUGUAUGUUGCAAGGUCUGACCACUUUUUUUCUCAGCUUGCUGAGCAUUCAGUGUCUGUUUGUCUACUGUGUACUGAAUUCAUUCAUAAUCAGGGCUUUUACUGGAUAGGGACUGUUACAUGGAUUGAUGGAAAAAGGUUAACUGUAAGACAUUUUGUCAUUUGUGUGACUAUGAUUACGAGUGAUUUCCUUAAAUUGUGUGAGCAUGAUUUUCUUAACAGAAGCAGCCUUCCACUUGUUACUGCCCUCAAUAAUCCCUUGCUUACAUAAUGUCAUAUGAAAGUGACAGGCUUUGCUCGAGUGACUACUUUGAAUCUGACAUCAAGAUACAACAUUGAAUUUUAAAUGAUUUAUCCUUAUUUGUUAAUUGAAUUGCUGAUAGUCUUGUAGAUAUGCAAUACUGAGCUUUCACAUACCUCAUGUGUGCAUUUACCAGUUAACCCACUCAGAUUGCCUGAUCGGAUCUGUGAUCUCAGUUUUGAGUGAGUAAGCGUUGGAGAAAUCUUCACAUUGUCAGAGUGGCUAUGUAGAGAAGUCUCCAUUCAAGUCAGAAUUAGCACUUUAAAGAAAGGUUAGGGGAAGUUGAAUGAAUGGAUGGAAACAUUCCCACCUCUGUUUUGUUACUACAGCAACAGACCAUUUUGAGUGCUGUUAGUUAUUUUGUGCAUUACUACCCAUUUUACAUGCAAAGCACUUCGCAUUUAAUAUUUUUCAAUAAUGAUGUCUUCUUUACACUAUUUUAAGUAUUGUGUGUCUUAAUCAGUCCAGCUGCAAUAAUAAAUUCUUUGUUAAAGACACAAUAUAAUUACCAUACAACUAAAUCUACGCAGCAUCCUCGUUGUUCAAAACAAGCCACGUUUCACAGGUUUCUCAGACAGAAUUGGCCUUUUUGUAUCGAAACUUGUUUAUAUAGGAAAUUUAGCAUCUAAUAAAGUUAAUAAAAGUUACCCAAAUAUGAUCAUUUAAAUAGUAAGAAUCAGUGAAUCAAAGGAGGACACUAUGCUGUGUACAAUCUUCUCGUUCACCGAAAAUCUAAAUUUCCAGUGGUCAAAAAUGGAUCGCUAACAUUGACCUAAGACAUUCCGAAUGACCUGUACUUCAGUCUCUCACAGCCUAAUUUUUGUUUGCAUCAAAAUAAUAUAUAGCUACUGCUCAGACUAAGGUAUGUCAUCCACUGUGGGUCUCUUUUAAAAUGUUGAUUUCUCCACACUUAGCAGUAUGCUGUUAAUGGCCUAAACAUGUCAUUGUCAGACUUUUAACUUCUCUGCAUAGAAAAAAACAAAACAAAAUGAAUGUUGAGACACUAUUUUUAGAUUUUAAUAUCCACAUGAUCUAUUUUAUCUGUAUUUAUCUUUGCUGUGCUGGUCAUGUUAAACAAAUUUAAAGGAAUUAAUUUAGUACACUGCAAUGAAAAAUUACAGAUAAGGUAAUAAUCCAUAAACCUUUUUUUUUAUGAAAAAUAUAAUUGGUC
This is a messenger RNA of Sinocyclocheilus grahami, 4852 nucleotides long. RefSeq names its product ataxin 1b (gene atxn1b). Gene Ontology annotation, biological process: negative regulation of transcription by RNA polymerase II; nervous system development. Gene Ontology annotation, cellular component: nucleus. Gene Ontology annotation, molecular function: RNA binding; protein binding. The transcript is spliced from 3 exons. The record is from RefSeq and is a predicted model, not a curated record. NCBI's taxonomy places the organism in Eukaryota, Metazoa, Chordata, Actinopteri, Cypriniformes, Cyprinidae. The coding region runs from base 528 to 3005 and encodes 825 amino acids.